Molecule: messenger RNA, 343 nt
Organism: Corapipo altera (White-ruffed manakin)
Lineage: Eukaryota; Metazoa; Chordata; Aves; Passeriformes; Pipridae
Gene: MROH1
Product: maestro heat like repeat family member 1
Exons: 2
Cellular component (GO): cytoplasm
Source: RefSeq, a predicted model, not a curated record
UGCUCUCCCGGUUUUCCAGCUGGCCUACCCUCACCGGGUGAUCAUCCUGAAGGCCAUGGAGACCGUGGUGAGGAACAACCUCGACCUGCUGGACAAGAGCACGGCCAAGGUGGUCAUUUUCCUGGCCUCCAACGAGAUGACCAAGUCCAAGGAGGUGAUCUGGGAAUGGCAACAGGCCGCCAGCAACGUCCUGGUGGCCGUGGGGCAGCGCUUCGUCAACAAGGUCAUGGAGGAGGUGCUGACCAAAUUCCAGCCGGGAAUUCUGCCCCACUACUUCGUCCUGCAGACCUUCGCCAACCUCUCCGUGUCCAACGGUGAGCGGGAAGGGCCCCCCCGGGGAAUG